Molecule: messenger RNA, 1980 nt
Organism: Diospyros lotus (date-plum)
Lineage: Eukaryota; Viridiplantae; Streptophyta; Magnoliopsida; Ericales; Ebenaceae
Exons: 8
Coding region: 1-1980 (659 amino acids)
Biological process (GO): regulation of DNA-templated transcription
Source: RefSeq, a predicted model, not a curated record
AUGGCAGUGGUGGUGGAAGAUCUGUGUUGCUUGUUGGAAGAGAAAGUGGAGCUUGGAAGGGAGAAGGAAGAGGGAUCAGCUGUUGAACCAGUUACCAAUCAGUCAUUUGAUGCUAUUGAACCAUUUACUACCAAUGAGUUGUUUAGCAGUAAAGAAGAACUUAUUGGAUGGGUUAGACAAGUUGGAAAAGAAAAUGGAAUUGUUAUCGUGAUAAAGGGUUCUGAAUGUGGAGGUCCCGGAAGGCCAUUUAGAGUUCGUUUUGCUUGCGAAAGAGGUGGAAAAUAUAGACCAUCAAAAAAGAGAGAAGAAUCAGGGGAAGAAUUAAAACAUUGUACAUACAAAACUAAUAGGUACAGAUAUCCACUGCUUCAGAUUGUUGGUGUAACAUCCACUGAAUUGACUUUUCCUGUUGCAUUUGCAUUCAUGGAUCAUGAAUACGAGGAUAACUAUACAUGGGCAAUGGAAAGAUUACAGAGUUUGAUGGGAUCUAAUAUAUUUCCGAGAGUAGUUGUUACGGACAGAGAAUUAGCAUUGAUAAAUGCAAUACAUAAAGUGUUUCCAAAUGCUACCACUUUAUUGUUUGAGUAUCAUAUAUAUGACAAUGCACUUGAUUAUGUGAGAAAUGCAUGGUUGAAUAAUUAUAAGGAAAAGUUUGUUGCAGCGUGGACAAAUAAGAUAAUGCAUUUUGGGAAUGUUACUACUAACAGGGCUGAGAGUGCGCAUGCGAAGCUGAAAAGACAUCUUGGAUCAUCUCAAGGUGAUUUUGAGUCAUCAUGGACAAUCAUCAACUCUCUUAUUGAGUUACAGCAUACUGAGAUCAAAGGAUCGUUUGAGAAGAGCUUAACAUUGGUGCAACAUAAUUUCAAACCAGAAAUUUUCAGAGAACUACGAGGUAUUAUCUCUAGAAAUGCAAUGAAUAUGGUGUUAAAGGAAACACAGAUAGCUCAGAAAAUUGGGGUGGAUAAGAUUUCAUGUGGAUGUGUGAUAAGAAGUACACAUGGUUUGCCUUGUGCACAUGAAAUUGCAGAGUUCAUCAUUCAAGGACGACCAAUUCCCUUAUCAGUUGUGCAUUCUCAUUGGAGAAAGUUACAUUUGAUGCAGACUAGUUGUGAUGAAGAUAUCUCAUCUCUACUGAUGAUUGAGCCAGAGAUAGAUACCAUAUAUAAGAAGUUUCAAUUAGAAUCAGAGGCAGGUAAAUUGGUAUUGAAACAAAAGUUGAGAGAAUUAGUUGAUCCUGCUACAACUUCAUUGAUGGCACCAAGUGUUAAAGUUAAAACAAAAGGUAAGCCAUCCUCAAAGAAAAAAUAUCACUUUGAUAGUUCUACCAAGCGUGAUCCAUCUUAUUUUGAAAUAGUACAGUCGUCUCAUGAUAAUACAACCCCAGUAAUACAGAGUUCAAAUAAGAUAGGGAAGGAAUGUAAGCAUUCAAAAUCUCGUGUGAAUGUGAAAUAUAGAUUGCGAGGUUAUGAUGAUUCUUUUCCACCAAACGUACAAUAUUUCAUACACAAUAUUGUGAAUGUAGAUUCUGAUGGACAUUGUGGGUUUCGUGCCAUUGCGGCAUUACUUGGCAUGAGUGAGCAAAAUUGGGGAGAUAUUCGUCUUAACCUGAUUGAAGAGUUACAUGUUUUUCGUGCUGAGUAUUCACAAUUAUAUGGAUCUAAUAUGCGUGUAGAUGAGUUAAUACAUGCACUCUCUUACUUUGAGUCUGUUGCACCUCCCCAGCACUGGAUGACAUUACCUGACAUGGGACAUUUGAUUGCUUCAAAGUAUAAUGUGGUCUUGAUCCAUUUGUCUAGACUUCAAUGUCUUACUUAUCUUCCGCUGAGAUCAGUACCUCCUCCAUCACUACAACACAGAAUUAUUAGUAUUGGUUUUGUGAAUGAUUGUCAUUUUGUUCAGGUGUUUCUUAAAUCAAACUCGCCAAUACCUCCUGUUGCACUCAAGUGGCAUAGAUAUCGAGCUGAUAGUGCACGAGAAUGA